Galendromus occidentalis (western predatory mite) is the source of this 833-nucleotide messenger RNA. RefSeq names its product superoxide dismutase 2 (gene Sod2). Gene Ontology annotation, molecular function: manganese ion binding; superoxide dismutase activity. NCBI's taxonomy places the organism in Eukaryota, Metazoa, Arthropoda, Arachnida, Mesostigmata, Phytoseiidae. Bases 77 to 724 code for a protein of 215 amino acids. Gene Ontology annotation, biological process: superoxide metabolic process. The record is from RefSeq and is a predicted model, not a curated record. Gene Ontology annotation, cellular component: mitochondrion. The transcript has a single exon.
GAGACAAGGUCGCGCGGCCGGUCAGAGUGAAAGCUAAAGUUCGAAACGAAUCAGGAAAGCAGGAAGCCGGGGAAUCAUGCAAGCUCUCCGCUCGGUCCGACAUCUCUCGAAGGCAUUGAGCCGAGGCAAGGCAACUCUGCCCGAUCUUCCUUACGACUACAAUGCCCUGGAGCCGGUCAUCUGUGCUGAGAUUAUGCAACUGCACCAUUCAAAACAUCACAACGCCUAUGUUACCAACUACAACAUCAGCUCUGAGAAACUUCAGGAGGCUGUGAGCAAGGGCGAUGUCAGUGCACAAAUCGCUCUCCAGGGAGCGAUAAAAUUCAACGGAGGUGGCCACAUCAAUCACUCGAUCUUUUGGCAGAAUCUGUGUAACCCGAAGGAUUCGGGAGAACCCAGCGCUGAACUCCAGGCAGCCAUCACGAAAGACUUCGGCAGUCUUGAGAGUCUGAAGGAGAAGGUGUCAGCGGCUGCGGUCGCUGUCCAGGGAUCGGGGUGGUCUUGGCUCGCCUACAACAAAGCCACGAAGAGUCUCCAAGUCGCCGCUUGCGCGAAUCAAGAUCCUUUGGAAGCGACCACGGGCUUAGUGCCCCUAUUCGGCAUCGAUGUCUGGGAACACGCGUAUUACAUCCAGUACAAGAACGUACGACCGGACUACGUCAAGGCGAUCUGGAAAGUGGCUAAUUGGAAGGACGUCUCCCAGAGGUUCGCAAAUGCGAAGUAGGUUGAUCUGACAGAUCUGUCGCGCUGACGGAACUCACUCAGAAUUGUUUAUUGAUUCUCACUUAUUGUUCGUUUAGGAUAGCCGAAUGAGUGAAGAAGGAUUAUUUCAG